This is a messenger RNA of Alternaria conjuncta, 867 nucleotides long. RefSeq lists its product as uncharacterized. The transcript is spliced from 2 exons. Bases 1 to 867 code for a protein of 288 amino acids. Lineage: Eukaryota; Fungi; Ascomycota; Dothideomycetes; Pleosporales; Pleosporaceae. The record is from RefSeq and is a predicted model, not a curated record.
AUGACCACCUCCAACACCGGCAUAAUGGACACAACGCACGGCUCCGAAACCGACGAAGAAGACAACGAGGACGAGGCGCAAGAGUAUCUCAACAAGAUGACCGACGACACAAAUCGAAAAGUCGAAACCGUAUUCGGCAAAGGCGUCGAAGUGUGGAAAUCGUUCAACGGCACUAUCUACGCCGAUGUAAACGACAAGGUCAAGAGGAAACAGCGAGACGAAGAGGUGUGGGGGAAAAAGAGGAAACGUGGUGUCGCGGACGGGCAGGGGAAAGUGUUGGAACAGCGAUUUGAUUCCCUGCGGAACUCGACGUCUUCUUCUAGUUCUACCUCUACUGCUGCUUCUACGCCAACACGAGACCUACCGCAGACGUCGCAAUGGGAGAACUUUCAGGUGCGGCCGUCUCAAGAAGCGGAUUUCCCUGCUGCACCCUUGGAGUAUAAGUCUCUGUCGAAGACGAUGUCAGGGCCUAGAGGUACGGGUGCAAGUAUGCCUGGCAGCUUCGAUCGGCCCAUCAAGCCGUUACCAGCACGUGUACACCAGAUGGAGGCGGUUCAGACGACGGACAAUACGUCCACAUCACCGCGGUCAGAUCUAUCAAACUCCCAGGUACAACCCGUCACUCCUCCGCCCUCUACGCCAACAAGCUUUCUCGGCAGCAUGCUAGGCGGGGCUCGCAGGGUGAUAUCAGGGUCUUUUGGUAAUUUCGAAAGUACACAGGCGGACCGAUUUGAUGAGCGGAGGUAUAGGCUGUUACCAGGAAGCUUCUGUGAGGCUGGCGAGAAGCAGAAUGUCGAUGAUGGAGAAGAAGAUCGAGAUGCGAAGCAUGACAAAGUGGAAGGAAGACCUUGGCUGAGGAAGGGGUAG